Messenger RNA from Racocetra persica, 222 nucleotides. NCBI's taxonomy places the organism in Eukaryota, Fungi, Glomeromycota, Glomeromycetes, Diversisporales, Gigasporaceae. The record is from the annotation of a GenBank genome assembly.
AUGGCAAAUCGAAUGAACAAAAUAACUUUGGAUUGCACUAUCGAGGUGACAUGGUAUAUGAAAACUACCAAAGGUGGCAUUCUUGCUAACAAAAAAAUUCUAGAAAAGAAUGCUUGCGGAUUAGUGCUCAAUAACAAAGAAAAUAUAGUUGCUUUUGAUGAGAAAAUUGGUGAAUUUAGAGUGGAUGGAGACGUUCAUUCGAUUGGCGGGAAAUUUUGGUAG